This is a messenger RNA of Momordica charantia (bitter melon), 532 nucleotides long. RefSeq names its product protein EXORDIUM-like 5. The record is from RefSeq and is a predicted model, not a curated record. NCBI's taxonomy places the organism in Eukaryota, Viridiplantae, Streptophyta, Magnoliopsida, Cucurbitales, Cucurbitaceae.
AGUUAUUAGCCACAGUCUAAAUACAUAUUAAAAUUUGAGCACCAAUCAGACAAAAUCCUCAGAAUGCAAGUCUAAAAAGGUAAUUUAAGCAAAAAAUGAAAAGUACCAAAAUGAAACAUUUGGUUGAGGAGAAUAAGGCGAGGGGAAUUGACGAAAAUACCCCUGGCUGUACUAAAGAUCAAUUCCAAAUGCAAGAAAGAGAGAGAGAAGUAAAAAGUGCCAAGAAAACACAGGCAUUGCUAGCUGUCACCAGCACAUUUCCCUCCAUUUCUCUCCACACCCACUCUCUUCUCUUUUUUAUAAAAUCUUUCCUCUUAACCUCUUCUUCUUCACUCUCCUCUCAAACCCUAACAAUGGCGCCUCCACUUUCACUCUUCUUCUUCUUCUUCUUCCUCUGUAGCUCUGCUGCUGCUUCAAUGGCCGCCCCCGCCUUCCAAACCUUCAACACCCACUCCUCCCCUCACUUCUUCAACCCGAAGCUCCCUCCCAACUCCCUCUCCUCCUCCAAGAAAUUCGAGGGCUCCUCCGAUUU